AUGGCGGAUACGGCUCGCCGCAAGGCGGAGGAGAACAUCAACAGAGUGAAGAUCAUCGAGAGCAUGAUCUUCGACCUCGAGGAGGACCUCGAGUUCUUGAGCGUGCAGAUUAACGACGUUUUCCGCGACCACGGCUUCCUCAGCAUGGCCAUUACUCGCAUGGAGAUGGCGCUGCGCCGCCUCAAGUUCGAGUGCGAGAACAUGUCCAAGCAGCUGCUCGCCAUCGAAGCCGUUCCGGAGGAGGACGAGCCCGCCGAGGCCGACGAGGAAGAGCAAAGCACCCAGGGCACCGAGGAUUCAGAUUAUACCUUGGUUGACGAAAACAGCGAGCCGACCGACGAGGAUGUCGACGCGCUGGUCAUCGUGGAUGACGAGGAGGAUUAG
Molecule: messenger RNA, 384 nt
Organism: Thermothielavioides terrestris NRRL 8126
Lineage: Eukaryota; Fungi; Ascomycota; Sordariomycetes; Sordariales; Chaetomiaceae
Exons: 2
Coding region: 1-384 (127 amino acids)
Source: RefSeq, a predicted model, not a curated record